This is a messenger RNA of Sturnus vulgaris (Common starling), 1549 nucleotides long. It is a transcript of the gene HTR4, whose product is annotated as 5-hydroxytryptamine receptor 4. Gene Ontology annotation, cellular component: plasma membrane. The record is from RefSeq and is a predicted model, not a curated record. Gene Ontology annotation, biological process: regulation of appetite; positive regulation of MAPK cascade; adenylate cyclase-activating adrenergic receptor signaling pathway. Lineage: Eukaryota; Metazoa; Chordata; Aves; Passeriformes; Sturnidae. Gene Ontology annotation, molecular function: G protein-coupled serotonin receptor activity.
AUCCUCCAGUGGGGUAAAUCUGCAUUUAUGGGAAAAGCUGGAACUAAUCCCUGUAUUUCUGUCUCCACUGCAGGAUGAGGUCUCUUCUCUGGACAUUGAACUCCCAGCUCCCUGUGCCUGCUGCCUGUGAUGGAAGAGCUUGAUGUGAAUGUGAGUUCGAGUGAGGCCUUUGGCAUCGUGGAGAAGAUCCUGCUGCUCUCCUUCAUCUCCGCCGUCAUCCUCAUGGCCAUCCUGGGCAACCUGCUGGUCAUGGUGGCCGUGUGCAGGGACAGGCAGCUCAGGAAAAUCAAGACCAAUUAUUUCAUUGUUUCCUUGGCCUUUGCUGACCUGCUGGUGUCGGUGCUGGUGAUGCCCUUUGGAGCCAUCGAGCUGGUUCAGGACAACUGGGUCUAUGGGGAGAUGUUCUGCCUGGUGAGGACAUCCCUGGACGUGCUGCUCACCACAGCCUCCAUCCUGCACCUCUGCUGCAUCUCCCUGGACAGGUACUAUGCCAUCUGCUGCCAGCCCCUGGUGUACAGGAACAAGAUGACCCCGCUGCGCAUCGCCGUCAUGCUGGGGGGCUGCUGGGUCAUCCCAACCUUUAUUUCUUUCCUCCCCAUCAUGCAAGGCUGGAAUAGCAUUGGCAUCAUUGAUCUGAUCCAGCAAAGACAAUUCAACAAAGCCUCCAACUCCACCUACUGCAUCUUCAUGGUGAACAAACCCUACGCCAUCACCUGCUCCGUGGUGGCUUUUUACAUCCCCUUCCUGCUGAUGGUGCUGGCCUACCACCGCAUCUACGUGACAGCACGGGCACACGCACGGCAGAUCCGGCUGCUGCAGCGGGCAGGGAACCCCCAGGAGCCCAGGCAGCACCUCCAGGAACCCAGACAGAACCUGCAGGAACCCAGACAGAACCUGCAGGAACCCAGACAGCACCUCCAGGAACCCAGACAGAACCUGCAGGAACCCAGACAGAACCUGCAGGAGCACAGACAGAACCUCCAGGAACCCAGACAGCACCUCCAGGAACCCAGACAGAACCUGCAGGAACCCAGACAACACCUCCAGGAGCCCAGACAGAACCUCCAGGAGCCCAGACAGAACCCACAGGAGCCCAGACAGAACGUGCAGGAGCCCAGACAGAACGUGCAGGACCAGCACAGCUCCCACCGCAUGAAAACCGAGACCAAAGCCGCCAAGACGCUGUGCAUCAUCAUGGGCUGCUUCUGCCUCUGCUGGGCCCCGUUCUUCGUCACCAACAUCGUGGAUCCCUUCAUAAACUACACAGUGCCUGGCAAGCUGUGGACGGCCUUCCUGUGGCUGGGCUACAUCAACUCGGGCCUGAACCCUUUCCUGUACGCCUUCCUCAACAAGGCCUUCAGACGUGCCUUCCUCAUCAUCCUCUGCUGCGGCGACGAGCGCUACCGCAGGCCCUCCAUGCUGGGCCAGAGCGUGCCCUGCUCCACCACCACCAUCAACGGCUCCACACACGUGCUCAGGUGAGCUCUGGUGCCUUGGGGAUUUGCCAAAAUGUGAGUGUCGGCCUCGUGCUGGUGAUGGGCCGUGAGGG